AUGAACAAAAACACCAUCGAAGCAAAGGUCGUCUUUCUCACUGGAGCCGGUUCGGGUAUUGGACGAGCCACAGCACUCAAGCUCAGCAAACUAGGAGCACGCCUGGCACUCAGCGACAUCAACAUCGAAUCAUGUCGGGAAACCGCCAAGCAAUGCGCCGGAGGCCCUCACCAAGUCAACAUGCUCAACGUAGCAGAAUACAAGCGCUGCAUUGAAGCCGUCAAGGAUGUGAUAGGCUACUUUGGCCGUGUCGACCAUGUGUUCAACUGCGCGGGCAUCAACCCCACUGCCCGAGACUUGGUCGACUGCUCCGAAGACUAUUUCGACAAACUGGUUGCUGUGAACCUCAAGGGCGUCUACAAUGUCACCAAAGCCACGAUUCCUUACCUGCGCUCUGGAAGCGCCAUUGUAAACGUGUCUUCCAUCUGCGGCAUCCACCCUCACAAGCAAAUGGCCAUCUACUGCGCGACCAAAUACGCAAUCAUUGGUUUCUCGAAAUCCAUGGCUUUGGAGUUGGGACCCAAGGGUAUCCGCGUCAAUGUUGUCGCGCCCGGCUACAUCGAAACGCCGACGAAUUCUGCGGUUAUGGCUGGCGAGGAGGCGUUGAAGAAGACGGUGGAUCAGGUUGCCAUGGGACGUAUGGGCAAGGCUAGCGAGAUUGCUGAUGUGGUGGCUUUCCUCAUGGGCGAUGAGAGCAGGUACAUGAAUGGUUCCGUUGUUGAAGUCAAUGGCGGUACAGGAUAG
Messenger RNA from Aureobasidium namibiae CBS 147.97, 744 nucleotides. Its product is annotated as NAD(P)-binding protein. The transcript has a single exon. Gene Ontology annotation, molecular function: oxidoreductase activity, acting on the CH-OH group of donors, NAD or NADP as acceptor. Bases 1 to 744 code for a protein of 247 amino acids. Lineage: Eukaryota; Fungi; Ascomycota; Dothideomycetes; Dothideales; Saccotheciaceae. The record is from RefSeq and is a predicted model, not a curated record.